CUCGAGUGGGCCGAGGCUGAAGCCGCCUGCGGCAGCGCCGAGGAGCUGGAACGGGAGCGGAGCAAGCUGUCGGUAGACACUCUGCAGUUCCUGCUCUUCCUGUACAUCCAGCAGGUGAACAAGGUCUCUCUGCGAAGGUCUCUGAUCGGGGAGGAGUGGCCUAGCCCCAGGACGAAGGCUCCCAGCCUGACUGGAAAAUCUGCUGGUAACUGGAACGAUCAGGACCAGCGUGCCUUUGUGCAGAGCCACCUCUCAGAGAUGCUGGAGCUGCUGCUGGAGCCCGAGCAGCUCACUGCCUCCUCCCAUCCCACCCACAGCACCUUGGUGUCCUACGAAGCUCUCUGUGCUCUCAGCUUUCUUCUUGAAGGGACCAUGGGCAAAUCCAGGAGGGUCCAUCCUCUCCAUGAGCUUGCCCUCUGGCAGCCCUGCCAGGGGCAGAACGGCUACUCCAAGGUCUCCAGAACCUUCUCUUGCCACAAGUUGGAGAGCUGGCUGAGGUCCUGCCUGACCACAAACCCUUUUGGAAUGACUGCCUGCCUCAAGUCUGGGAAGAAACUGGCCUGGGCACAGCAAGUUGAAGGAACGACCAGGAGAGCCAAGAUUGCCUGCAGUGCUCACGUGGUGCCUGAAGUGUUCCCCAUGGUGAUCAUGAGCCAGGUGUACAAGCAGACGUUGGCCAAGAGCUCGGACACCUUGGUGGGGGCUCAUGUCAGAGUCCAUGGGUGCAACGAGUCCUUCAUUUACCUCCUCUCCCCUCUCCGGUCUGUGACCAUUGAGAAGAGCAGGAACAGCACCUUUGUCCUUGGCCCCGUGCAGGCCUCUGUCCACGUGCAGGGCUGUGACAACAUCCGGGUCAUCGUCGUCUGCCACCGCUUGUCCCUCGCCUCCACCACCGCCUGCACCUUCUACAUCCUCACACCUACCCAGCCUCUCAUCCUCUCGGGGAACCAAGCAGUCAGCUUUGCUCCUUUCCACACCCAUUAUCCCAUGCUGGAAGACCACAUGGCUCAGGUGGGCUUGGCCACGCUGCCAAACUACUGGGACAACCCCCUGGUGGUGUGCAGGGAGAGCUGCGACGCCGGCGUCUUCCGCCUCCUGCCGCCCUCCGACUUCUACACCUUUGUGGUGCCUUUUGAGAUGGAGGGGGACACCACGGAGACCCCGGGUGGGCUUCCCCAGGCCUAUCAGAAGGCUCUGAGUCAACGAGAGCAGAAGGUACAGGUCUGGCAGAAGACUGUGAAGGAGGCAGGCCUGACCAAGGAUCAGAGGAAACGGUUCCAGAUCCUGGUGGAGAACAAGUUCUAUGAGUGGCUGGUUCAGACAGGGAACCGCCAGCAGCUGGAUAGCCUUGUCCCUCCUCCAGCAGCCUCCAAGCAGGCACCAGGGUAG
This is a messenger RNA of Merops nubicus (carmine bee-eater), 1389 nucleotides long. It is a transcript of the gene TBCCD1, whose product is annotated as TBCC domain containing 1. Gene Ontology annotation, biological process: maintenance of Golgi location; maintenance of centrosome location. The transcript is spliced from 6 exons. Gene Ontology annotation, cellular component: spindle pole centrosome. Lineage: Eukaryota; Metazoa; Chordata; Aves; Coraciiformes; Meropidae. The annotation marks the transcript as partial. The record is from RefSeq and is a predicted model, not a curated record.